AUGGUGGCUCAGUGUGUCCUUGCAGGCUAUAAUGGCACAAUUUUUGCUUAUGGGCAGACAGGCAGCGGGAAGACUUUCACUGUCACAGGAGGAGCAGAGCGAUACAGUGACAGGGGCAUCAUUCCCAGGACACUCUCAUACAUCUUUGGGGAGUUUCAGAAGGACAGCAAUAAAGUCUACACAACUCACAUUUCCUACUUAGAAAUCUACAAUGAAUGUGGUUAUGAUCUUCUUGAUCCACAUCAUGAUGCCUCCAAACUUGAAGACUUGCCCAAGGUGACUAUCAUGGAAGAUACUGACCAACACAUUCACCUUCGGAAUCUCUCCCUUCACCAAGCGAACAAUGAGGAAGAAUCUCUCAACCUGCUUUUCCUCGGAGAUACAAACCGAAUGAUUGCAGAGACACCUAUGAACCAGGCCUCAACACGAUCCCAUUGCAUUUUUACCAUUCAUGUUUCCAGUCGUGAGCCAGGCUCUGCAACUAUUCGUCGGUCCAAAUUGCACCUGGUGGACUUAGCUGGCUCAGAACGUGUCACGAAGACUGGAGUUGGAGGACUGCUAUUGACAGAGGCUAAAUACAUCAACCUGUCCCUAUCAUACCUGGAACAGGUUAUAAUCGCACUUGCAGAAAAGAAUCGUACGCACAUCCCUUAUCGAAAUUCAAUGAUGACAUCUGUUCUGAGGGACAGCCUGGGAGGAAACUGUAUGACGACAAUGAUUGCAACUUUAUCUGUGGAUAAGAGGAACUUAGAGGAAUCUAUUUCAACAUGCAGAUUUGCACAGAGAGUCGCACUUAUCAAGAAUGAAGCUAUUCUGAAUGAAGAAAUUGAUCCUAGAUUGAUGAUUCUUCGUUUAAAGAAGGAAAUCCAGCAGCUAAAAGAGGAGCUGGCCAUGGUCACUGGAGAGACAAGGGCUGACAACCUCUCACAGGAAGAAACACAGAAGUUGGAGGAACAGCUCAAUAUUUUUCUAGAAGACACUGACCCCGAGGCCUCACUCGAAGUUGGAGCUGACAUGAGGAAGAUUCAGCACUGUUUCCAGCGAUUGAAGUGUUUAGUGAAGGACCUGAAGCAGUGUAGACCGGACCUUCAGAUAGAAAAUGGACCCUUGGCCCCAGAUCCACAUGGAGAUGUUAUCAUUACCACAGAGACGAAAUUGCGAGAAAUCUUGCAGCAACGAGAUAAUGAAAUAAAUAUUCUUGUGAAUAUGCUAAAGAAAGAGAAGAAGCGGGCACAAGAUGCCAUCAAUCAAAUGAAUUCGGCCAAAUGUGGGAAAAUAACUCCCUCUAGUGGCCAGUCUUCAAAAAAUUUAAACUCAAGUCAUGGAUCAAGACAGCUUUCUGAAUCAGGAUUUUCUAGUAACGUAAGCACCUCAGGAUCUGAGUCUACCUUCAGUUGCAGGAGAAUGGCAAGGGAGAUGUCACUUGGACGUCAGGAGGCGUUUGAGAUCUUCAGAAGAGACUGUGCUGACAGUAUAACCAUUGAAGACAACAAACAACUUCUGAAGCUGAGAUUCACCGAAGCAAAAGCACUUGGAGAGAAAGUGAAUCAGUCCAGGAAUAAGAUUAAUCAACUGAAAGGUCAUCUAGAACAGAGGAGAAUGCAAAGGGCAGCUAGUAGUGUGACCAGCGAGCCAGCAGCUGUCACUGAACCAGAUCACUUAGAAAAUGAACUUCGAGAGAAAAUAGAGGAAGAAAAAAAGAGCUAUAAAAUGACUUUCAAUCGGCUGAAAGCACUGAAGACAGAGAUCGAGCAUUUACAGCAUCUCUUAGAAAAGUCCAAGAUGAUGAUGCAAAAGGAUUUUGAAGUCUGGUGGUCUGAAGAGGCAGUGAGACUCCAGGAACAACUGUCUGAGGCCAUCUGUCAGAACACCUGUAAGACACAUUCUGUGACUCCAACAGCUUCCCAGGGGAACCUGCACAACAGCAGCGGCAUUGAAACAAGUGGUGGCUAUAUGAGUACAGAUUCCGCAACUCAAGACAACGUCAGGGCCUGCAAACUUGCUUCAUCUGACCGCAGGUAA
Rhincodon typus (whale shark) is the source of this 2022-nucleotide messenger RNA. It is a transcript of the gene kif6, whose product is annotated as kinesin family member 6. Lineage: Eukaryota; Metazoa; Chordata; Chondrichthyes; Orectolobiformes; Rhincodontidae. The transcript is spliced from 18 exons. Gene Ontology annotation, molecular function: microtubule motor activity; microtubule binding; ATP binding. The coding region runs from base 1 to 2022 and encodes 673 amino acids. The record is from RefSeq and is a predicted model, not a curated record. Gene Ontology annotation, biological process: mitotic spindle organization; microtubule-based movement.